Molecule: messenger RNA, 3561 nt
Organism: Symbiodinium necroappetens
Lineage: Eukaryota; Dinophyceae; Suessiales; Symbiodiniaceae
Source: the annotation of a GenBank genome assembly
AUGGAUCCAGAGGGAAAGGCAGAGGCGCUGAGAGAACACCGCCUGCAGCCUCGGAUGACAGGAACCUUGUUCAGGAUGGCGAUACUUCUGGUCGCAGGUCUUCAGCUCGGCUGUACGAUGGCAACCCAACCCGCGGUCCAGAAGCAGAACCUCGGCGAACCAUCCGGAGUCGGUCCCCGCCUCGGGGCCCACCUCCGCCUCCGGGUGCCCUCUUACGACCACCCGCCGGCUCGCGACGAAGGGCCUCUGGUGAUCCCCAGACCGACAGCUCUCCAUCAUUGCCCAGCUCCCAGUUCGUGGUUUCUGAGGAAGGCUCUGAAGAGGCAAGUGAUUGUAGCUCGAGCUUCUCGCUCAUUCUGCAAGCCGGCCCGCUGGACGAAGCUAAAGCCUUCCUGCAAGGGCUCUAUGCCAAUCAGCUCGGUGAGCUUCAGCCGAGCCUCACCGCCCGCUCACGAGCUGGCAAGCUGGCAUGGUAUCAGCGAGAUGUGGCAGCAGCCGAUUGGUACACCCUGUGCGCCAAAGCCGACCAAUACCUACAAAGCAGCUGGCUGGUGCAAUGGCAGAACUGGAAAGUGGCUCACGCCCGUGGGCGACGACAUGCAGGCGAGCCCAGAGCGUGAGAUGGCUGCCUUUUUCUGGUGGAAGCAAACAAGCGUCCCCUGGCGACCAUAUCUUCAGCGAGCCUCCCAGUUCCAGCUCUACGCCUCCCGGGGCGUGGAUGCGGCACCGCCCGCGCGCAGCUGCUGGCUCUGCCAGCCACAGCCAAGCAGGAAGCAUCUACAAGACCUCUCCGUGAAGGAGCUCCACCCGGGGAGGCUGCUACAGCUACAGGCUGCCAGAGCCACCGAAGCGGCCAGAACCCAGGCUCGUGCCAUGCUCUGUGACGUCCAGCAACAGCUGGAGGAGCACUUCCCCCCGGCGGCUGCCAAAGACAGCCGAAUCAGUGCAGAUCCCAGGCCCGCGCACACUAGGCGGCUUGCUGCAGCAGUGGAGGAGCAGAUCUCUGCUGCUGAACGUGCAGUCGGUGCGCUUUCCGUCUUCUCACGGAGGACGGCUGAUGCUGAGCUGCCUCCCCCCUUGGAGCAUGGCCUAGAUCUCGGGAUACCCCUGCUUCAGCACAAGCUGUCUAAAGUUGGGAUCCGUAAGGCCGUGCCACCACACAUUGCUCCAGCAGCAAUGUGGAGACUCUGCUCGGGCCCGGUGGGAGCCCUACUGGGCCCUGCCCUCAAUAAGCACUACUCCCAAGGUCAGGUUGCGAGUGCUGAGGGAGACUGGAAAAACACCAAUGUGAUUUGGUUGCCAAAGCCACAUAAGAAACCGAUCACAGUGGCCUCCAUGAGGCCCAUUGGCCUUCAGAGCCCGGCGACGAAGUCCUUUGCCAGUGCCUUAAAAGUUGCAGUGAUGGAACAUCUCCAGCCUGUUGUCCGAGAGCUGCCGCAGUAUGCUUAUCUUCCCCACAGGGGCACCACAGAUGCAUUACUCAAAGUCCAUCAACACUUUGAGCAAACUGCGGCCCUUAUCGCUGCCAACAGAAUCGAUAGGUUCCAACAGAAAGCAGGGAAGCAGAGAUCAGCCUGUGUGGGGGGAGUCUCCUUAUCCUUGGACCUCUCCAGUGCAUUCGACGGGGUGCACCGACCCACUGCCUACCACACCAUGCUGCAACAUGGUGUUGAUAGAACCACCGUGAACAUCAUUCAAAGCCUGCACCAGCAGGCUCAGUACCAUUUCACAGUAGGCAGCUGCACUGACUUCGUAUGCACGACUAACGGCAUAAAGCAAGGCUGCACCAUAGCCCCGAGCAUCUGGGCAUUCUUCACUGUGGCUGUAAUGCUGAAAUUGGUUGAGGCCAGAAGCAUGGAGUGGCUGCAACAAGUCUGCACGCUCUUUGCAGACGACUGCUGGGGCAGCUGGCUCAUUCGCACAACCUCCGAUGUCACUCGUGCAAUCGCUGACAUUGCACAUAUCAUAGCUGUGCUUGAGGACUUCCACCUCAGUGUCAACUACCAGAAAACCGCGAUUCUGCUACGCCUCGAAGGCAAGCAGGCAGCAAAAACCCUGGCUGAUUGCACGGUAGAAAAAGAAGGCAACACCUACCUGGAGGUGGACAUCAGAGGUGUCAUCAGGCUCAUACCGAUCAAAUCCCAGCAUGAGUACUUGGGAACCACUGUCUCGUAUCACCGCAGACAAGAUGCCAACACCACCAAACGCAUGCAGGCUGGCCAGCUCCGCUACCAAGACAUCCGCAGGAUCCUGAAUGGCCGCCAUGAUGGGCUCCCGCAGUGCUCGCUGUGCCUCAGGCGAUUCUACAGGUACCCUGCCAAGGAGACGGCUCCGGCGGAGCCGCAGCAGUCGACAGCCGACACAGUCAGCAGUGUGCUGUGCUCUUUCAGCUUUGCAUCGCAGUCACCUUUUGCAGGGAUGACCGACACAGAUGCCCAGCUGACGGAGGACAUCUUCCACGCCUGCUUCCCCAGCGGCCAGACCCCGCUGCUGCAAUCACCUGUGGACCCGACUCAGUCCUUUCCGAACAAGAGGCCACGACCGGAGUUUCGAUCACGAGCACGACCGGGGGACCGAAGGGGACAUCCCAUGUAUCACUCCAGUCCCUUCCAAGCACCUCUGCCCUCCAGCACGGGGGUCUCAGGCGAUACCUUCACUCAGGUGUGUCGUCUCUUGCUUCGCCACGAGGAGCAGCUCGCGCUGAUCAGGCAGGACCGAGGCCUGAUAGUGUUCGUGAAGCAGGAUCAGCACAGCAUCCUCCCAGCCCUCUACAAAGCCUCAGCUGCAUGGAACGAGAAAAAGGAGAAAGCAGCCAACCUGGAGGCAGGCCUCUCCUUGAAGACCGUGCUGCUCUCUUGUGUCAUUCGAGAACUCCUGUCGAGACUUCAGACUGUCACGUCGACAGAGGAUGGCAAGGCGAAGCUCCUUGCAGCAGGCUGGAUCAACAGCGAGGGUCACUGGGUUUAUCAGCGAUGGUGUGCGAAAACCAAACGUCUCAUUCGAGACGAGGAUCGCACCCCCUUGACUCACGACAAUGCGGUGAGAUUGCUCACCACGUUGAGGGACUCGCUCAACGGCGACAUAAUCCACAAGUUUGCGGCAACCCAACCUCUUUACAAGUUGGAGGAAGCCGGGCACCAGAAUGCAACCUUCUUCUUGGAAGUGUCCCUCCGGGGCAAGGAGUCCGACCUCGUGCAUGCCCUGCUUCUUCAGUUGGUCAACAGCUCGUUGACCCACUUGAUAGGGAUAUCAGUGAAACGAGAAAACGGCCAACGCUGCAAGUUGGCCCAACAAAUCGCGGAGCUUGCAUUCCGAGGGCUGGCAUUGACACAGAACAACCUGGAUUGGGCGGCCACUCGCUUACAGAAUCCGGAGAAUACCAUCUUGCAGCUUCAAGCGGACCUUCGACGUCAGCAAAAGAUUAUGCUGGAUAUGCUGAUGCGACUGCAGAUCUUGGAACAGAAGCUUCUACAUCACGGUCGCAACAGCAAAUGUCCUGAAAACACACAUGAGGAUGGAAGACUUCAAACUCCAACCCAUCUUGAAGAGAUGGACGAGUGA